AGGGCGGGGGGGGGGGCCGGAGGCUCAGGCAUGGCGGGCUGCAGGUCCCAAGCCCUGCCCCACAAGGAGGCAGCUAAGGCCUGGCGAGAAAUGGAGCACAGCAGCUGCUGGCCCAGGUGCUAAGCCCUUCACUGCCCGGGGCUUGCGGGCCCGCCCUGCCGCUCCGAGUGCGGGCCCGCUGAGCCCACCUCCACCCGGAACUCGCGCUGGCCCGCAAGCGCCGCAUGCAGCCCCAGUUCCCUCCGGUGCCUCUUCCUCCACACCUCCCCACAAGCUGAGGGAACCGGCUCCGGCCUUGGCCAGCCCAGAAAGGGGCUCCCACAGUGCAGCGGUGGGCUGAAGGGCUCCUCAAGCGCAGCCAGAGUGGGCGCCAAGGCCGAGGAGGUGCAGAGUGCGAGGGACGGCUGUGAGGGUUGCCAGCUCGCUGUCACCUCUCAGUUCCACAAUAGAGCCAUGAUUGGACUCAAAAAGACCCCUCUUUUCUGGGAUCCAUACAUUUUCUGGGCUCCAUUAGGUCCUGCUUAGGUAGUGCUCAGGCGUCCAGGGAGGGUGGAGAGCCUGUAUUGGGGUGGAACCUUUUGACUCGACAAGCUAAGGGCUACGUUGAAGUGGCUUAUCUGCACCUCUAGUUCCAGAGGCAGUAGUUAUCUCGGGCCCCAACAUCGCGAGGUCUAGGGAAAAAUGCUACCACUCCUCCCCCCAACUUCCGCUGCCACGCUGCCUCCAUGCCUGCCUCCCCUCUCUGCCACGCCCCCACCACGCGCUUUGCACUCUGGGGCACACGCACUUCCCCGAGGAGUCAGUUAGAAGCUGCUCCUCAUUUGCAGACUUUCCGGGCGCCCACCAGGCUCCCGGGCUCUCACCAGAGACCACAGGGAGGAGCUUCAAGGUACCCCAAGUCCCUGCGGCCUCCAGCAGUGAAGAGUUCCACAAGGGAGUCUUCCUAUGUCACUGAAUAAUGAAUGAAGAUGACAGGGAAAAAGAGAAGAGAAGACAAAGUCAAUCCAAAAAGCUCUCAAAGGAAAUUAAACUGGAUUCCAUCAUUUCGUACCUAUGAUUACUUCAACCAAGUGACGCUACAGUUAUUAGAUGGCUUUAUGAUUACACUGAGCACAGAUGGAGUGAUCGUUUAUGUGGCUGAAAACAUCUCUUCUCUUCUUGGACAUUUACCAGCUGAGAUUGUGGGCAAAAAAUUAUUAAGCCUUCUGCCUGAUGAAGAGAAAGAUGAAGUCUACCAAAAGAUUAUUCUCAAAUUUCCUUUACUAAACUCAGAAACACAUAUUGAAUUUUGCUGUCAUUUAAAAAGAGGAAAUGUCGAACAUGGUGAUAGUUCUGCUUACGAAAACGUGAAAUUUAUUGUGAAUGUAAGAGAUAUUUGUAAUGAAUUUCCUGUGGUCUUUAGUGACUUGUUUUCCAACCACCUCUGUGCUGACUUUGCUGCAUGCAUUCCUCAGGAGGAUCGGUUUUAUCUUGUGGGAAAUGUUUGCAUUCUCAGGACUCAGCUCCUGCAGCAACUUUGCACUUCAAAGGCAGUCAGUGAUGAAGCUGUACUUACACAAGAUUCAGAUGAGGAACCUUUUGUGGGAGAGCUCAGUAGCUCUCAAGGUCAAAGAGGACACACUAGCAUGAAAGUCGUGUACGUUGAACCUGCUGCUGCUGCUGCUGCUGCUGCUGCUGCUGCUGCUGCUGCUAUCUCAGACGACCAAAUCGAUGUUGCAGAAGUUGAGCAGUAUGGACCACAAGAAAACGUUCAUAUGUUUGUAGAUUCUGAUUCAACUUAUUGCUCCAGUACAGUUUUCCUGGAUACUAUGCCUGAAUCUCCAGCCUUACCCUUGCAAGACUUUCGAGGUGAGCCUGAGGUGAAUCCAUUGUACAUGGCAGACCCAGUGGACCUGGAGUUCUCGGUGGAUCAGAUGGACUCAGUGGACCAGGAGGGCCCAAUGGACCAGCAGGACCCAGAGAACCCAGUUGCCCUGUUGGACCAGGCAGGCCUGAUGGAUCUAGUGGAUCCAGAGGACUCAGUGGACCUGGGGGCUGCUGGCGCAAGUGCUCAGCCAUUACAGCCAUCAUCACCAGUUGCAUAUGACAUCAUUAGCCAGGAACUGGAACUGAUGAAGAAGUUGAAGGAGCAGCUAGAAGAGAGGACUUGGUUGCUGCAUGAUGCCAUCCAAAACCAGCAGAAUGCAUUGGAAUUGAUGAUGGAUCAGCUUCAGAAGCAGCCAAACACAUUACGCCACAUUGUCAUUCCUGAUCUCCAAUCUUCGGAGGCAGUGCCCAAGAAACAACAGAAACAACACGCUGGGCAAGUGAAGCGGCCUCUCCCACAUCCAAAGGAGGUCAAGUGUUUCUGUGGUUUAUCUUUAUCCAACUCUCUCAAAAACACUGGGGAGCUUCAGGAGCCUUGUGUUGCCUUCAACCAGCAGCAACUGGUGCAGCAAGAAAAACACCUGAAGGAGCAGCAGCGGCAGCUGCGGGAGCAGCAGCGGCAACUGCGGGAGCAGCUGCAACAGCUGAGGGAGCAAAGGAAGGUGCAGAAGCAGAAGAAGAUGCAGGAGAAGAAGAAGCUGCAGGAGCAGAAAAUGCAGGAGAAGAAGAAGCUGCAGGAGCAGAGGCAGCAAAAGAAGAAGAAGCUGCAAGAGCGGAAGAAGUGGCAGGGGCAGAUGCUACAGAAAGAGCCAGAGGAGGAGCAGCAGAAGCAGCAGUUGCAAGAGCAGCCACUGAAGCGUAAUGUCAUCAUGGGGAAUGAGAGGGUGCAGAUAUGCCUGCAAAACCCAAGUGACGUAUCUGUGCCCCUCUGCAAUAACCCUGUUAGAUUUUUACAGACCCAACCCAUUGUUCCUAUCCAGGGAGUAGCUGAACAACAGCCCUCUGGCUUCUAUCAAGAUGAAAACUGUGGGCAACAGGAAGAUGAGAGUCAAAGUUUUUAUCCUGAGGCGUAUCAAGGGCCCCCCAUGAACCAGCUGCCAUUGAUAGAUACCUCAAACUCUGAGGCAAUUUCUUCUUCCAGCAUUCCUCAGUUUCCCAUAACUUCAGACUCAACCAUAAGCACCCUGGAGACCCCACAGGAUUACAUCCAGCUUUGGCAAGAGUUGUCUGAUUCACUCGGUCCUGUUGUCCAAGUGAAUACUUGGUCUUGCGAUGAGCAGGGCACCCUGCACGGCCAACCCACCUACCAUCAGGUGCAAGUUUCUGAGGUAGGAGUCGAGGGACCUCCUGAUCCACAGGCUUUCCAAGGCCCUGCUGCAUACCAGCCAGACCAGAUGAGAUCUGCGGAGCAGACCAGAUUGAUGCCUGCAGAGCAACGUGACUCAAAUAAGCCGUGCCAACAGUACUUUCGUGACCAGUGAUGAGGGGAAAUGGGGGGAGGGGGCAGGCCAAUGAGGUCUGCAUGGCCAGGGGACCUUCAAGGUGCGUAAAGUCCCUUGGGGUAGGGUUUAGUAGGUAGAGACUUGUUUCCUGACAGGUUAUGUUUGUAAUUGUUAAGCACAGCCUGUUUCUUGGAAGUUAUGCUGCCGAGGCAGCCUGUGAUCCGUAGUAUGCUAGGGUGUGACAGCAGCCAGCCACAGCUGGAUCUGAUGUCUUGUCUGCCCCGCCCAGCUUUGCAUAUCCAUGUUCUACCACAGGAAGGUGGCUGCCAAGAGUCUGCUCAAAGUUUUCAACAUAAAGAAAAAAGAAAAAAGAUGCCAAAGUGCUUUUCAAUCUAGUAAAUCUAGAGGGUGUUUUGUCUUAGCCACAAGAAUUCCGAGGUCUUGACCCUGAUGAUCAACCUGCCUCCCCUCCAUAGUCUUGUUGGAGAAGCCCAGAGAGAAUGGGACUCCAACUAAGGGAACCUGAAAUCAACUCAAUGGAGGCACUUCAGAGCUAAAAUAAUUAUGGCUUCCUUGCUUAAUAAACAUUUUUGUUCACUGCAACUUUGUGAAUUGAUGAGUGACGUUUGGAACCUGACUGUGCCAAGGUCCCUGGUGAAGGGUUGGUUCCCUACAGUUAGGCCCCUUUUGUAGACCCUGCUCCCCUCAGUCUCUUGUUCACACCUCAGCUCCAUGCCACAUUUGCAGAGGCCAGCGACUGCUGCCUUCCCACAUGGCCGUGUGCCCAGGCCCGCUGUGUAGCUUUUUUUCGUGUAGCUCAGGCAUGCUGGCUCCUUCAUUGACACCAAGGGCAGCCACAGGCCCACUGAACUCUGAAACAGUUGGCCUAGGGGCUACCUUCUCAAGGUGGAUGGUGUUUGUGCCUCACAUAUUACUUCAGAAGUAAGCCUGAACACUAAAGGACAGUGUACCCAUACCUUUUACAUGUGGGUUCUUUCUCUCCCAUCAGUAGACUUUUUAAUAGAUAGGAGUACCCCCCAGAGGGAAAAUGAUUUUGGUUACAAGUCAAGCACCAAGAAGGACAUCUUCACAGUUGUCUGCAUGGUGCAGAGAGAGGUUCGGAUAGCCAAACCAGAGGUCAUUGUGUGCCUUUCUUAAGGUAAUGAACCAUUGAUUGGAGAAAGCAAAGGAGACCCCAGUCUCUAGUGGCAAGUUAAAAUAAAGGAGGCACAUUAGGCCUCACAUCACAGGAGAAGCCAGAGAUUCUUUAGGAAGCGUGAUCUCUACCAUGGUUUUAUGGACUGAAUGUUUGUGCCCCACCCCAAAUUCAUAUAUUGAAGCUGUAACUACCCAGUGUCAGAGUGUUUGAAGAUGAUGCCUUUGACCGGGGUGAUUAAGGUUAGAUGAGGUCACUAGGGUGAGACUGUUAUGAUGGGAUUAGUGCCCUUAAAAGUAGAAACACCAGGAAGCUUGCUGUGCCCACCAAGCCCCUUCACGUGCACAUGGGCGCAUGCACGCACACACGUAUGCACACACGCACACACGUACGCAUGCACACACACACACAAGAGGUCAUGUGAGCACACAGCAAGAUUGUGGUUGCCUGCAAGCCAAGGGAAGAGGCUCCAGGACAGAACCUACCUUGCCAAAGAUUUGAUCUUGGGUUUCCAAAUCAAGCCACCACACAUGGCAGAGCUUCCAGAAACAGCCACCGUGACCUCCACAUCAGUUCAUUCCCAGGUGGGCAGUACAGCAGUCCUCACUGAGCAGCGCUCAGUCUGUAUGUACAUAAUAGAACAUUGCAUGCACAGACUUAAAGCUGAAUAUUCAUGUUUUCUAAACACAUCAAACAUUCAUAAAUGUUCCUAUUCCCAAGCACAUUUUCUAAUAAAGAAGGAAGAGUUAUU
Messenger RNA from Gorilla gorilla gorilla (western lowland gorilla), 5215 nucleotides. It is a transcript of the gene PASD1, whose product is annotated as PAS domain containing repressor 1. The record is from RefSeq and is a predicted model, not a curated record. The transcript is spliced from 16 exons. The coding region runs from base 963 to 3347 and encodes 794 amino acids. Lineage: Eukaryota; Metazoa; Chordata; Mammalia; Primates; Hominidae. Gene Ontology annotation, molecular function: DNA-binding transcription factor activity, RNA polymerase II-specific. Gene Ontology annotation, cellular component: CLOCK-BMAL transcription complex. Gene Ontology annotation, biological process: circadian regulation of gene expression; negative regulation of circadian rhythm; regulation of transcription by RNA polymerase II.